Messenger RNA from Penaeus monodon (black tiger shrimp), 534 nucleotides. Its product is annotated as cuticle protein CP575-like. The record is from RefSeq and is a predicted model, not a curated record. The transcript is spliced from 2 exons. Bases 110 to 385 code for a protein of 91 amino acids. Lineage: Eukaryota; Metazoa; Arthropoda; Malacostraca; Decapoda; Penaeidae.
UGUCUGAACGCGUCCGCCGGAUCGUGACGGCAUAUAAAAGGAACUGGGUCGCGGCAGGACAUCACUCAUCGCACAGACGCCCCCGUCUACGCACCUCCCGACUCCCAGUAUGAAGGUCCUGCUGCUCGCUCUCCUGGGUCUGGUCACCGUGGCCGCCGCCAUGCCCUCCGACAUCAUCGACUUCGAGGAGGACCAUAUGGAGCACGAGCAGGAGGGCGUGCCAGGAACGGCCGUGGAGGGCGAGUACUCGUGGGUAGCGCCCGACGGGAACGAGUACCACGUCAAGUACGUCGCCGACCGCUUCGGUUACCGAGUCGUCGACGACAACGUUGUGCCCAGAAUGCGCAGCGACGCUCCCGAAGCCGAUGACGAUGACGAUAACUAAGAGGUCUUCCGUCUUUCCCUUUCUGGUCCUUCGCUUUGGACACUUCGACUUCUCACUUCAUAAUCUGGUAUCUGCUUUUCCGUAGAUAUAUAUAAAAAACAGCAACAUAUGUAUCCAUCAUCAGAGAAUAUAUAUAUCUUGAUACAAAA